Trichosurus vulpecula (common brushtail) is the source of this 4223-nucleotide messenger RNA. RefSeq names its product mucin-2-like. The record is from RefSeq and is a predicted model, not a curated record. Gene Ontology annotation, biological process: cell surface receptor signaling pathway. The transcript has 7 exons. The coding region runs from base 120 to 4223 and encodes 1367 amino acids. NCBI's taxonomy places the organism in Eukaryota, Metazoa, Chordata, Mammalia, Diprotodontia, Phalangeridae. Gene Ontology annotation, cellular component: plasma membrane.
AUGAUUUUAGGAUUCCAAUAGAAAGCAGAGGACUAGCUGAGCAGCCCAGAGGAGAAGCAGAAUGUGACGUGGGUGGUGAGGCUUGGCUGCUUAGAUUCUGAGCAGAUCUCUGCCUCAGAAUGAAUUCCAACACCAUGGAGGCAAAGCCAAGGGCCAAAGAAAAUAUGAAGAAGUUUCUAAAUCCUCGCCAUAAAAGAAAGCUAAAAAUGACUGCAACUCCUUAUAAAUGUCAACAUUUUGUGCCAAGUUUGCUUAAAGGGAAGCCAAAUAUAAUGGGGGUUCUCCAGAUUUUGAUAGGUCUAAUCAUCACUUUGUUUGGAGCCUUAUUAUUUUCCAACACCAACAAAACUGGCCUUCCAAAGUCAAGUAUUCCUCGUUUCUUUAUCACACGAUAUCCAUUCUGGACAGGAGCAUGUUACACCAUUACAGGAGUCUUUACCAUUCUUAAUGGUGUGAAAUAUGAAAGUCAGGAUCGCAUGAGUCUUUACAUGGAUGUUCUCAGUGCCAUGGUCUCUGCAUCUGGGAUAGGCGUCCUCUUCUACAGCCUCUCUGUCCAGCAGUUUCUUCAAUGUGUUCGCCCUUCAGCAGGCAGCAUAUGUAUCAUGAGUGAAAUCCUUCUUCAUGGUGUUCUGUCUGUCUUGCUGAUCCUCACCAUCCUCCAAUUCUCCAUUGCUGCAAUAGUCUUAGCCUUGAAGUGGAAAAGAACAGGGGAAAGCCCUGAAGAUGAGGCAAGCUCAACAUCACUGAGAGAACCAAGACAGGCUGUGACAUCUUGGAAGAAUACAUAUUUUGGGUCAUCUGAAGUCAAGGAGCCCAAAAAAACUGAGAAUGUGGAAAACCAACUGCAAAUCCAGAUUGAGAAAAAUCAUUCUGACAAAAAUGAGGAAAAAAAAUCGGUCUCCUUAAUUAGAGGCUACACUUUCUUUAAACUAAGAUCUUUAGGAAGUCCUGUAACCCACCCACCUCCUUCUUCUUCCCCCCCUCCUCCUCCCCCUCCCCCUCCCCCUCCCAUUCCCCCUCCUCCUCCACCGCCUUCCCCAAAAGUACCAGAAGAAAUGAUUCAAUUUUCAGUUUCAACACAAAAUCCACAAUGCAAUACUUCAACUUCCACAAGUGAAUCCAAGCAAGUUUCAUAUUUCUCUGGCCCAAGUUCAAGUAAAUUGUCACAAGGAUCAUCUUUGUUGGAACCAACUUUAGUGGACAAAUCUGUUCAAGUUUCCUCAUAUUCAGAUCUAAGUUCAGGGGGAGAAGUAACAGAAUUUCCUCCUUCUUCCAGCACAAGUUCAGUUAGUGCAUCCACAAAAUGUGUCUCUACCUCCAGCUCAGAAGAUCCCAUUGCUUUCAAACUAGAAGCAAUGAGCAUAUCUGUGCAAUUUCCUUCUAUCUCGGGCACACCUACACCAACAGAAACCACAGGAAAUCAAUCCAUGGAAGAUGCCACACCUUCAGACCUCUUUGCAUUGACCAAAUCUGUGCAAUUCCCUUCUGUCUCAUAUGGGGCUACAUCAACAGAAGCAACAGAAAGUCAGUCUAUGGAAGAUGCCACACCAUCAGACCUCUUUGCACCAACCAAAUCUGUGCAAUUUCCUUCUGUCUCAUGCACGACUACAUCGACUGAAGUCAGAGAUGCCACACCUUCAGACCUCUUUGCACUGACCAAGUCGAUGCAAUUUCCUUCUGUCUCAUGCACGACUAUGUCCACUGAAGUCAGAGAUGCCACACCUUCUGACCUCUUUGCACUGACCAAAUCUCUUCAGUUUCCUUCUUUCUCAUGCACAACUACGUCUACUGAAGUCAGAGAUGCCACACCUUCAGACCUCUUUGCACUGACCAAAUCUCUUCAGUUUCCUUCUGUCUCAUGCACGACUAUGUCCACUGAAGUCAGAGAUGCCACACCUUCUGACCUCUUUGCACUUACCAAAUCGAUGCAAUUUCCUUCUGUCUCAUGCACGACUAUGUCGACUGAAGUCAGAGAUGCCACACCUUCUGACUUCUUUGCACUGACCAAAUCGAUGCAAUUUCCUUCUGUCUCAUGCACGACUAUGUCGACUGAAGUCAGAGAUGCCACACCUUCAGACCUCUUUGCACUGACCAAAUCUCUUCAGUUUCCUUCUGUCUCAUGCACGACUACGUCGACUGAAGUCAGAGACGCCACACCUUCAGACCUCUUUGCACUGACCAAAUCUCUUCAGUUUCCUUCUGUCUCAUGCACGACUACGUCCACUGAAGUCAGAGAUGCCACACCUUCUGACCUCUUUGCACUGACCAAAUCGAUGCAAUUUCCUUCUGUCUCAUGCACGACUACGUCCACUGAAGUCAGAGAUGCCACACCUUCAGACCUCUUUGUACUGACCAAAUCGAUGCAAUUUCCUUCUGUCUCAUGCACGACUACGUCGACUGAAGUCAGAGACGCCACACCUUCAGACCUCUUUGCAGUGACCAAAUCGAUGCAAUUUCCUUCUGUCUCAUGCACGACUAUGUCGACUGAAGUCAGAGAUGCCACACCUUCAGACCUCUUUACACUGACCAAAUCUGUUCAGUUUCCUUCUUUCUCAUGCACGACUAUGUCGACUGAAGUCAGAGACGCCACACCUUCAGACCUCUUUGCACUGACCAAAUCUCUUCAGUUUCCUUCUGUCUCAUGCACGACUACGUCGACUGAAGUCAGAGAUGCCACACCUUCUGACCUCUUUGCACUGACCAAAUCGGUGCAAUUUCCUUCUGUCUCAUGCACGACUACGUCGACUGAAGUCAGAGACGCCACACCUUCUGACCUCUUUGCACUGACCAAAUCUGUGCAAUUUCCUUCUGUCUCAUGCACGACUACGUCGACUGAAGUCAGAGACGCCACACCUUCUGACCUCUUUGCACUGACCAAAUCGGUGCAAUUUCCUUCUGUCUCAUGCACGACUACGUCGACUGAAGUCAGAGACGCCACACCUUCUGACCUCUUUGCACUGACCAAAUCGGUGCAAUUUCCUUCUAUCUCAUGCACGACUACGUCGACUGAAGUCAGAGACGCCACACCUUCUGACCUCUUUGCACUGACCAAAUCGGUGCAAUUUCCUUCUGUCUCAUGCAUGACUACGUCGACUGAAGUCAGAGAUGCCACACCUUCUGACCUCUUUGCACUGACCAAAUCGAUGCAAUUUCCUUCUGUCUCAUGCAUGACUACAUCGACUGAAGUCAGAGAUGCCACAUCUUCUGACCUCUUUGCACUGACCAAAUCUGUGCAAUUUCCUUCUGUCUCAUGCACGACUACGUUGACUGAAGUCAGAGAUGCCACACCUUCAGACCUACUUGCAUUGACCAAGUCUAUGCAAUUUCCUUCUGUCUCAUACACAGCUGCAUCAACUGAUGUCACACCUUCAGGCAUCCUUGCACAAACUAAAUCUGUGCAAUUUCCUUCUAUCUCAGAAAUGGUUAUACCAACAGAAGACACAGAAAAUCAAUCCAUGGAAGAUACCACACCUUCAAGCCUCCUCGAAUUGACCAAAUCUAUACAAUUUCCUUCUGUCUCAUACACAGCUACGCUAAUAGAAGCCACAGAAAAUCAAUCCAUGGAAGAUACCACACCUUCAAGCCUCCUCGCAUUAACCAAAUCUAUACAAUUUCCUUCUGUCUCAUACACAGCUACACCAACAGAAGCCACAGAAAAUCAAUCCAUGGAAGAUACCACACCUUCAAGCCUCCUUGCAUUAACCAAAUCUAUACAAUUUCCUUCUGUCUCAUACACAGCUACACCAACAGAAGCCACAGAAAAUCAAUCCAUAGAAGACACCACACCUUCAGGCCUACUUGUACUGUCUAAAUAUGUACAAUUUCCUUCUAUCUCAGGGAUCGCUACACCAACAGAAGUCCCAGAAAAUCCUCCUCCCUCCAAUUUCAGUUCAGUGACUCAAUCUAUGGAGAAUGCCACAGCUUUAGACCCACUUUUGCUCACCAAAUCUGUGCAAUGUCCUUCUAUCUCAGGCAUGGAUACCUCAACAGAAGUACCACAAAAUCCUCCUCCAUCCAUUGUCAUUUCAAUAACUCAAAGCACAGAAGAUACCACAUCUUCAAGCCCUCUUUCACUGACCAAAUCUAUGCAACUUUCUUCUAUCUCAGCCACGGCUACCUCAACAGAAGUCCCAGAAAAUCCUCCUCCAUCUAAUUUCAGUUCAGCACGGCUACCUCAACAGAAGUCCCAGAAAAUCCUCCGCUAUCUAAUUUCAGUUCAGUGA